AUGGAUAGGAAUGCUGUGCGCCGCAAAAAAUAUGCAGAAAUGCCGCCUCUGAAGAAAGCAGAGCUUCUGCGCUCUCGAAGGCAGGCUCGGGCCUCCAAGAAAGCUGGAAAAGCUCCAGCUCCUCGUGUUCGCAGGGUCCCAUUAGGAUAUGUUGAAACUGGUGUGUCAUUCCCAAAUGCUCAUCAUAUGCCAUGUCGUAGUGAGGAUCCUACGGCUGCUCAUUCUCAGCCGUUGGGGAAUACACAUGUUGUGUUUCCAGCUGAUGAUGACUUUGCGAUUAGAGAGGGAUUAGAUUUCAUGUCGUGUCAGUCCCCUGGUUCAUUUACUGGUCAUCCUAUCCCCUCCUUUGGACCACAACUCAGUGAUGACCCAGGUAGAGAGAAACAUAAGCACGUAUUCUCCCUUCCGCCUGAAAAUGAACAACCUGUUAACCUUUCACAUCCUGAAGUUAUGCUAGGCUUAUUUCCUUUGAAUUCAUCUCUUAAGAACUCUGAACAGUCGAUUCCAAAAGAAAAUGCUCCUGCGAGUCAUUCUUUCCCUGCUGGAAUCCCAGAUUCUCCUUUAGAACAACCUUGCGAAGGUACUGUCUUGCCUUACGAUAUACGCUGUGUUUGCAAACCUCCUGGUCUGUUUCGGCCAGACUCCAACUUUCCUGCUCACACAGAGGAGGUGUCCAGGUGUGAGCCAACAUCUGGUCACUUGAAGAAAAAAACCAGAAAAGUAGCUCCUUCUUCUGAUCCAUCUAUUGUUCGCUCCCGUUACAAAAAACGCACCGCCCCUGCAUCUGUAAACAACCCCAGCUCAGCGAAAAAACAAGCUCGUGCACAUUCAACCAUGUCUCGUCUUGCCAAUAUUCCCAAUGCAUCUCUGGUUCUGCCUCGUGUUCCUGAUUGUCAGCAUUGUGGAGCGAAAAGGUUCCAUUUGGAACCUCCUUCCUUUUGCUGCUCAGGAGGAGAGAUCUCUAUCGUUGCUCCUCCAAUGCCUUACGAUUUGAAACGCUUAUUCAUUGGCAACGAUGAAGAGAGUGCUCACUUUAGAACCAUUGUUCGCACUUAUAACAACAACCUUGGCUUCACAUCUUUUGCUGCAAAGUAUGACUCUGAAUUAACAAAAAACACAAAAGGUGUCUAUACCUUCCGUGUUCAAGGUCAGGUUUACCACUUUCUUGAUGGUCUCGUUCACUUAGGUGAUCGACCAUCUGGAAUCCAAUUAUAUUUUUUUGACACUGCUGAGGAAUUAACAAAGAGGCUUGGUAACUCAGAUAAACUACGCGAAAGCACUUUAAGACUGCUUAUGCGCGUACUUUCUGACAAUCCUUAUGCUCGGUUCUUUAAAGGCCUUAGGGAUGUUCCACACCUUGACAACCUGAACAUUAUCCUUAAUUGUUAUCCUUCACUUGACCAGCGAGUAUAUAACCUUCCCUCAGCCUCGCAAGUAGCAGCUAUAUGGACUGAAAGUGAAGAUCAGUCGUCCGAUAGGCGCGCUCAUAUUCAGGUUUAUUCUCGCUCGGCUGGUAGCCAUAGGAUUCAACAUUACUAUGGCUGUUACGACCCUUUACAGUACCCUCUCCUUUUCCCUCGUGGUGAGUGUGGCUGGCACCAUGGGAUUAAAAGGCUUUGCAAGAGGAAAAGAGGAGGGGACGCUUGUGAGAAUGAUAUUAACAUUGAUCCAACUUCAGUUAACUCCUCAUCGGAGUUAAUCGAUUUAGAACAAAGAGCUGCUGACCAAGGAAAAACAGAGGAAAGUACUGUAUCUGCUAGGGAGUACUACUGUUAUAGGUUCCAAAUAAGGGACGAUGAUGAGUCAAUGCUGUUACACACUCUUAGGCUGCUACAGCAGUUUUCAGUUGAUGCUUAUGUCAAGAUUGAAACAUGUAGGCUUGACUUUCAUAGGCAUCGGCAAAACAAUAUACGUUCCGAAAUUCUGCAAGGGGUUCUUGACAGUGUUUCUGUUGGCCACACUGCUGCUUCUAAGGUUGGUCGUAAGGUCAUUCUUCCAGCUUCCUUUAUAGGUGGUCCGAGGGAUAUGAGGCGUCGUUACCUAGAUGCGAUGGCACUCGUACAGAAAUAUGGAAAACCAGACAUUUUUCUUACAAUGACGUGUAAUCCAGCAUGGAAAGAAAUUCAGGAAAAUUUGAAAUACCAUGAAAAACCUCAGGAUCGGCCAGACCUUCUCGCUAGAGUUUUUAGAGCCAAGUUUGAAAUGCUUAAAGCAGAAAUUCUGAAUAAGCAGAUCUUCGGCGAGGUUUCAGCAUGUGUUUACGUGAUUGAGUUUCAGAAACGCGGCUUUCCUCAUGCCCAUUUAUUAUUGAUCUUAAAACCUGGUCAUAAGCUGCUUAAUCCAGAGUCAUACGACAAAGUUGUUUGUGCUGAGUUGCCCGACAAAGAUAGAUAUCCUCACUUGUAUUCUCUUGUUGUGAAACAUAUGAUCCAUGGUCCUUGCGGAGCCAUGGAUACAUCUUGUCCUUGUAUGAGAGAUGGGACCUGCAAAAAUCGCUAUCCAAAGAGCUUUUGUUCUCAGACAACUCAUGGUGAGGAUACCUAUCCGUGUUAUAGGAGAAGAGAUGAUGGCAAAAGAGUGAAGGUUCGUAGAUUUACUCUUGAUAAUAGGUGGGUUGUGCCUUACAACCCUUACCUGCUUGCUUUAUUUGAUUGCCACAUCAAUGUCGAAAUUUGUUCUACUCUUAAGCUCGUGAAGUACUUGUAUAAGUAUGUUUUCAAAGGACACGAUCAAGUGAGCUUUAAGAUUAUUUCCUGUGCAUCAGCGGAUGCUAUUGAUGAAAUAAAAGACUUCCAGAAAGGUAGAUGGGUUUCACCUCCAGAAGCUUUUUGGCGCAUUUAUGAAUUUAAGCUGAGCGAAAUGACCCCUGCAGUUUACACCCUUCAGAUUCACCUUCCAGAUCAGCAAUUCAUUUCCUUUGACAAGAACUCUGACUUGCUGCAAUUGCUGAGUAAAAUUGACUUUUCAAAGACUAUGUUAACUCAGUUUUUUCGCAUGAACAAAACCAAUCCUAGAGCACAGAAUCUGAAAUGCUUGUACAGAAAUUUUCCUGAGCAUUUUGUUUGGUCUGGUAAAUAUAAAGAGUGGACUGAAAGAAAGCGUCGAAAGGUGAUUGGUCGCAUGGUCACUGUUAGUCCAAAGGAAGGAGAAAGAUAUUAUUUGCGGUUGCUAUUAACGCACAUUGCUGGCCCGACCUCUUUUGAAGACCUUUUGACUGUUAAUGCACAGAAAUUAGGUUCUUUUAGAGAAGCUGCUUUAGCUCUUGGCCUUCUACAAUCCGAUGCUUAUAUAGAGGAGACACUUCAGGAAGCGAAAUGCCAUCUUCAUUGA
Molecule: messenger RNA, 3330 nt
Organism: Coffea arabica (coffee)
Lineage: Eukaryota; Viridiplantae; Streptophyta; Magnoliopsida; Gentianales; Rubiaceae
Source: RefSeq, a predicted model, not a curated record